Serpula lacrymans var. lacrymans S7.9 is the source of this 956-nucleotide messenger RNA. RefSeq lists its product as uncharacterized. The transcript has a single exon. The coding region runs from base 695 to 901 and encodes 68 amino acids. The record is from RefSeq and is a predicted model, not a curated record. NCBI's taxonomy places the organism in Eukaryota, Fungi, Basidiomycota, Agaricomycetes, Boletales, Serpulaceae.
CUUAAGGAUGAGGGCAAGGAUGGGAUUGCUGCGAGGCUCUGAACUUGGACGCUUAGGCUCGCCCCUCUGCAUAUUGCACAUGGCAAAUCUGUGCACUUGGGCUGCACGAGCGUCAGGCGUCAGGCCUGAGGUUUUGCCCCCAUUGACUUGUAUGGCCACGGCGUCGCUCGCGAAGGUUUUCGAAGAAUCGAAGGAUCGAAGGGCUCUCUAAGAACUCAGAGAACUCGAAGAACUCGAAGAACUCAAAGAACUCGAUCUACUACUACGAUGACUGUACGGCCGUAGCCUAUGGGAACGACGUACGGAUAGGGGGAUAGCACCGAACUCGGGUUUUUUCCGGUUUUCGGUUUUCGGUACACGUGGUUUUCUUUCACGGUCACAGGUCAUUCAUGCUAUGAUGCUUAUCGUGAUUUUAUUUUAUUUUAUUUUAUUUUAUUUUGUUCAGAUUUAGGGGGGCGAGGGGAGGGGACUGCGCAGUCUGACAGAUUAUCACGGAUGAGUCGAUAUUGGGUGUGAAAUUGGACUCCGGAUGGUUGACGCGGAUGCGGGUUGGGGAUUCAGAACGAUUGGAUGAACGCUGAGAAAGAGAACAGGACGGCUGAACCGUUCACAGCUCGAAACCAAGAACCCCACUCGAAGAACACACACUCGGGGCGUAGGGUCCUUGACAGUCGGCGGUGUCAAGUGUUUUGAGAUGUCAUGCGAUGUCACGAUCAUCGUUCACUUCUCUAUUCAAUGGGCAAGUGGGGCGAUAACGUUUUGUAUUGGGAGUUCCCCUGAGAUCAGCUGUUGGAAUAGGUUGGAACAGGAUGUUGGGAACAGGUUUAUCGGUCACGGUGGUACGUACUACUACUACGGCGUGAAGGUCAGUUACGAACCGUCGAUCGGUUUUGGAAUUUGAGGUUCUUGGGCUGCUACCAAUAGGCUUGCUAUCAUUGCAAUAUACAACCGCAUCC